This is a messenger RNA of Anneissia japonica, 851 nucleotides long. Its product is annotated as neurotrypsin-like. The transcript is spliced from 5 exons. The record is from RefSeq and is a predicted model, not a curated record. Lineage: Eukaryota; Metazoa; Echinodermata; Crinoidea; Comatulida; Comatulidae. Gene Ontology annotation, cellular component: membrane. Bases 54 to 851 code for a protein of 265 amino acids.
GUUCAGUAACUAAAAGUCGCGUAGUCAGUGUGUGGUCGAUUCUGCUCUAUAGAAUGGAUAUGACGAUUAUUUACAGCCUGAUUUACUGUUUACUUGCAAACUUACUGAAAGUCCCGGUCGUAAACACAUUAGGGUCUAUUGUGCGUUUACGCAAUAGUUCAUCCACCACAGAGGGACGUGUCGAAGUGUAUCAUCACGGGGAAUGGGGUACAUUAUGUCAUGAGAAUUUUGACAUAAAUACAGCAUAUGUUGUGUGCAGGCAACUUGGGUUCUUCAGUGUUAAAAAUACCGUGAAUACCAGAAUCUUUGGUGCGGGUGAUGGUCCUAUCCUCUUCAACGAUUUAAAGUGCACUGGCUUAGAAGAAAAUGUGUUUGACUGUGAGUAUACAAACAUCUUAAAUAAGGAUUGUACACACAAUCAAGAUGCCGGUGUUCGAUGCAUCAGUAAGAAAAACACAGGAUUCCUGGGUUCGAGCAGUUCGAGUUAUAAGCCAAUCCGACUAGUUGAUGGAGAAAGUCCCCACGAAGGGCGAAUUGAAAUCCUACACGGUGACCAAUGGAGCACGAUUUGUGACGAUAAAUGGGAUUUCAAAGACGCACGGGUAGCUUGUCGGCAGCUAGGGUAUACUACUGCCCUCAAAAGUGUACCACGUGCAAGAUUUGGGCCCGGAAAAGGCAAGAUUCUGUUUGAUGAUACUUCUUGCACAGGAUACGAGAAAUACCUUAACGACUGUCCUCAUUCAGAGUACGGGGCACACGAUUGUAGUCACGGUGAAGACGCGGGCGUUGUAUGCGAUCAUGUGGCAGAAGAGGAAAUUGGCACAUGUCAACAAGAAAUUCGCGAAAUUUGA